Messenger RNA from Xiphophorus couchianus (Monterrey platyfish), 3253 nucleotides. It is a transcript of the gene pstpip1a, whose product is annotated as proline-serine-threonine phosphatase interacting protein 1a. Gene Ontology annotation, biological process: actin filament polymerization. Gene Ontology annotation, molecular function: actin filament binding. The coding region runs from base 1511 to 2737 and encodes 408 amino acids. The transcript is spliced from 15 exons. Gene Ontology annotation, cellular component: cytoplasm; plasma membrane; actin filament. NCBI's taxonomy places the organism in Eukaryota, Metazoa, Chordata, Actinopteri, Cyprinodontiformes, Poeciliidae. The record is from RefSeq and is a predicted model, not a curated record.
UUUUCUUCAAAUUUAGAAGUUUACAGUUCAGAAAAAGUGAUCAUUUUUUUACUGGUUUCAAUUAUAUUGCUUGUGACUUACAGUUAAUGAAAAUUGAGUUUAGUAAGAAAAUUCUAAUACUACAUAAAGUCAGCUAAAAAUAAUAUUUCAUAUAAAAAUGGCAGCUUAUGAAAAAUUAUGCAUGCUAUGGAAAUUCAGUACUUGCUCAGGGCUCCAUUUCCAUGAAACAUUCAUUCAAUGCAGCAUGUCUCAGAAGAGAUGGAUUAAUAUAGAUUCUCUGUUGGCUUUCACAUUAGGAGAGCUUACUAGUCAAUCACAGUGAUACCACAAUCAUUUGGUAAUUUUGCUAAUGAGGACAGGGGCCAAGUCCUGCUGCACAAUGAAAUUAGCAUCUCCAUAUAUACAUUGUCAGCAACAAGAAGAAUAAAGUGCUAGAUGACAUUAGACUUGAAAAAAGAGUGGACCAACACCAGCAGAUGACCCAGCUCGCGAAAUCACUGUCUGUGGAAAUGUCCAACUGGACCUCAAGCAGCUUGGAUUAUAAGCUCCUCCCUUCAGCCAUGGCUUAACACAAGGAAUCCCAGAGUUGUGACAAAUGUCUAGGACACAAUUGCUUAAGAACAUUUUCUACCACAAUUUUUCCUUUCACUCAACUUCCCAUUAUUAUGGUUGAAUACAUUACUACGUCAUCUUCAUUAGCAAUGACUUUUGGUAGCUUAGGCUUCUUGUGGAAGUUAUCAGUGACUGUUGGACAACUCAAGAUAACAACCUUCCCCAUUAUUGUGUAGGUUAUAUUGUGUUGGCCUGAAUUUUGACCUAAUAUUGGGUGAAAUCAGCAGUUAUCAAAAUUAAUUCAAAAGAAUAAUUUAACCCCACUGUGUUUAAUGAGUAAAUAUAAUAAAGGACUUUUUGAAUCAAAUUACUGAAUUAAAAAUGAACAUUUGCAUGAUAUUGUAAGUAAAACCUGAUAUGCACCAGUAAAUGUCAUCCACAGGUUUUGUAGAGCCGCUACAAAAUCCUAUACUGGCAUCCGUAUUAUGUCACCACUAGGACAAAUUGCAACGUACUCUACUAAAUUGCAAAACUUAGUAAGACAUUUCUGUUGCUGUGUGAGCCUUAUUGUGUAUACCCUGGAGGAACAGGAAGACUUGGUUCCGUUUUAAACCUUAGAUAAACAUUUUAACAGAAAUUCAGAAGAAAAGCAUUCCUCUGGUUUUAUGUGAGCAUUUAUGAGAAGUUUAGAAAACUUAUUAUCUUUCAUAUACAAGGAGAAGUUGCACGGGCUGCUACCACACGUGUCAGCUCAGCUACGGCGGAUGUUGACCCGCUUCUGCUAUUCCUUAUUUAAAUGACAUGACUAAGAGAGUGAAAACCGCUGCAAGUUUAUUUCCUGAGUGUGCCAUGAUGCAUUUGACUCGCUUCGCGCUACAGCCUGCUACACCCCGGAGGGUUUGUGACUGAUAGCAAAAGUAGAGAUUUUCAGCUGGGAUUAAUUUAAAGCACUACCAAAAUGGCCCUACAAUUUAAAGAGUCCUUCUGGGGGAAUGACUUCAUCAGCAACGUUGGUUAUGAAAAUCUUAUUCAGAGACUUAAUGAGGGUCGGCGUACGUGUAAGGAUGUGGAGGACCUCCUGAAAAUGAGAGCGUCGGCCGAGGAAAAAUAUGGCAAAGAGUUGGUCUCAAUUGCUCGGAAGGCGGGAGGUUCGGCGGAGAUUUGCACUCUGAGAGCAUCGUUUGAUGAAAUGAAAACACAAAUUGAAAACAUUGGAAACUUGCACAUUCAGCUCUCUGGGUUCCUGAAGGAAGAGGUGAAGAGAAUGGAGGAGUUCAGAGAGCGACAGAAAGAGCAGAGAAAAAAGUUUGAGGUCAUCAUGGAGAAGGUCCAGAAAACAAAAGUCUCUCUCUACAAGAAAACCAUAGAUUCUAAAAAGUCCUACGAGCAGCGUUGCAGGGAGGCGGAUGAGGCAGAGCAAACGGCUGAAAAGCUGGGUAACGCACCCACGGCCACUCCCAAACAGAUUGACAAGAUGAACAACAAAUCAAAGCAGUGUAGAGAAACUGCAGCUGAAGCCGAGAAUCAGUACAAGUCAAACAUUGAGCAACUUGACCGGGUUCGACAAGAGUGGGAGUCGACGCAUGUUGAGGUCUGUGAGAUAUUUCAGCAGCAAGAAGAAGAUCGCAUCAGUGUCAUAAGGAAUGCUUUGUGGGUGCACUGUAACCAGCUGUCGUUGCAGUGUGUCAAAGAUGACGAGUGUUGUGAGAAUGUACGGAAUUCGCUUGAAAACUGUGACAUCAUCACAGACAACAACAACUUUGUGGAGAUGAAAAAGUGUCACCUGACGCCCCCAGCUCCGAUUGAAUAUCAAAAUUACUAUGAGAAUAAUGCUUCUCUGCAGAACGGCAGUGCUGGAUUUGUAGAGGGAGUCAAGAAAAGGAUUUCAAAUCUGCUGCCAGGAAGCUGUACAUUUGGCUCCAAGCUGACCAUCAAUGAAGGAGUGUCAGAACCUCCUGGAACAUCAGAGGGUGUAUAUGCUUCCAUUCCUGGAUUACAGCAUUUCAACCAGAGCACCAACGAGUACAAGGCUGUAUACGACUAUGUAGCACAGGGGCAAGAUGAACUCUCAAUAUCUGUUGGGGAUAUUGUGGUUGUGAUACAUGAGGGAGAAGAUGGCUGGUGGACGGUACAAAGAAAUGGUCAGUCUGGUCUGGUUCCAGGUUCUUAUCUCGCUAAGGAAUAAGUUUUCAGGCCAGCCCAUUUUACAUGUACAUUUCAGAAUGGUUUUGUACCUUGAAAUCACAAAGCAUCUUUGUGCCAUGCAUGCUUUCAGAAAAGGUCUCCCUGACAAAACACAGCCCCUCCUGGUCGUAGAACAUAUUUCCAAAAGAAGGGCUAUUUUCUUUGUUCUUUACAAUCCUUUGAAUUAACGGUUGAUCACAACACACUGAACCACUUUAUGCCAAGAAUCCAAACUAAAGAAAUGUUACAUACAUACUGUAGAUCUGUAAAUAAUGGCACUUACACAUACAGCAGUUAGUGUAAACCUAAUAUAUUUUGGAAUCAUCUUACUGUCUCCUUCUCAAACUGUUGGCAACUAAGUCGUGCGGAUCUUUUGCACAGAAACACGGGACUAAAACUUCUUCGCACAAUUUAGUUCAAUGUUGAGUCUGAAGUUUUAAAGGUUUUGUAUGAUUUGUUGUCUUUCAUGUAAUUUAUGUCUUGUUUGCAUAAAGUAAAAAAAGUACAUAAUUGUGAA